GAUGGAAUGUAUUCGCGGGAAGACGACGGCGACCGCGCACUUGGACCCGAGUCUCCCGCUCGCUCGCUCUUCGAAGCCGCCCGUCCGAAGUUCUCGCGGCUCGUGUUCGUGGGAUAGGUUGGAGUGGCGUUGGUUUUGCGUUCGUCUCUGUAGUCGGUGGGGAAGGGUACGAAUGCAUGGUGAAGGGAGUUCUUCUGUUCACAAGGAAAACGCUAUUCGCAUCGUGUAGUUGUUCGUGAAAUAGGUGAAUCGCAGUGAGAUGAUUGUGGCGACUUUGGUGAUGGUGGUCGUGGCGGUGGCGAACCCUCUGGCCAUGGCGAUGCCGACGUCCGAGACUCAGCAGAUCAUGUUGCACAUCGAGCCGGAAUUGCUUCGAGGACACAAGCUGGUUCUCACCCUCGAGCCUCUGCCGGGUGCCCCUCAGGAUCAGCAGGAGCGCCUCACCGCCGUCGCCAGAGCUGUAGUUCAGCCUGCAGAGGGGGAAGAGAGCAGCGUUCAGGAUUUUGAGUACGACGAUGUCACUCAGCGACAACCCGUUCCAGCUGAGCCGAGCGUCUCUGGGAACACGACGACGCCCGCCACGAGGACGUCCCCGAAGAGACCGGGCACGCUCGCCACCCGCAUCAGGCCAGGCAGCGCGAUCCUCACGGGGGGCGACGUCACGCAGUUCCUCUUCAACUUCCCCGAUGUGAAGUGCCCUCCGGGACAGCGGCCGGACGCCUCGAUGGUUUGCCGCGAGCCCUUCAAGCCUUUCGGCGAUGGCAAGAGCCUGAAGGGCGGCGCCGUCAGGUACUUCCUACCCCGUCAGGCCCACCAUCGCCAGGCUGCUCGCGACCCCCUCGUGGCUCACCUCGGAAAGCCACUCAAGCAGAGAGCCAAGUUCGCCAACGUCGUCGCAGACAGCGCCAAAGCAGAAACCAAUCUACAGUGAGGUUUAUGCAGCAAGUACGGACGUUUUGGGGAUUAGGAAUUUUGGACUAUCAGUGUGUGCUUUCACAUUAGGAAAAGAAAAGAAAAAUAAGAUCUGGAAGUGCGAAAUUACUCAUCAGAAUUAGAAAACUGUUCUCCUGAACUCAUCCGACAGGACAUUAUAUUCAGAAGUUAUCUGUGAUGAAUUAGUAUUAGAUUUGGUCCUCGCGAAGUCUUUAAUAAACAGAACCAAUUUC
Messenger RNA from Penaeus monodon (black tiger shrimp), 1166 nucleotides. RefSeq lists its product as uncharacterized. NCBI's taxonomy places the organism in Eukaryota, Metazoa, Arthropoda, Malacostraca, Decapoda, Penaeidae. The record is from RefSeq and is a predicted model, not a curated record.